UCAGAAUAAAAAGUGGGUGCAGGAGAGAGCACAAGGUGUGAAGAUCUGAACUGAGCAAGAAUAAUGUUCUUCGGUAUCCCAGCUCUAUUCGUGCUCCUUCUGAACACCCCAAUAUGUGCCGGUAUGGGGAUCACAGGAGGCAAAGAAGCCAUUCCUCAUGCACGGCGAUACAUGGCUCUAGUGCGAACAGGUUCAAACCUUUGCGGAGGGACUUUGAUUAAAGACAACUGGGUGUUGACAGCAGCUACCUGUAAAGUUGACAGAACCACAACAGUUGAUCUUGGCGUCCAUUCAAUAAAAACAAUGAAUAAACUGAGACAGCAGUUUAAGGUUGCACGAUGGGUCCCACACCAGAAGUUUGAUCGACGUUCAUACGUCAAUAACCUUCAGCUUUUACAGUUGUCCAGCAAAGCAAAUUUCAGUUAUGCUGUGAAUAUUCUAUUGUUGCCAACUAAAUAUAAGGAUAUCAAACCCGGGACUGUAUGUGAAACAGCCGGAUGGGGUAUUACUGCCUACAAUGGAAAGCAACAAUCUGACAAACUAAUGGAAGUCAGUUUAACUGUACUGGACAGAAUGCAAUGUAACAACCAGUGGAAGUCAAAAAUUAAAAUAACAAAAGAUAUGAUGUGCACCAGAGACAAAGGGAAAAGGGGUUUCUGCAAUGGUGAUGGUGGAGGACCACUAAUCUGCAAUCGCAUACUUACUGGUGUCAUUUCAUUUGGACCAUUAAUUUGUGGAAUGGAAAAUGGAGCCAACGUCUACACACGUCUAACUAGCAAUUACAUUAAAUGGAUUAAAAAAGAAACUAAGAGAACAUAAGUCAAUUUCAGCCAUUGAUUCUACAUAGCUAUUAAAUCUAUCCCUCUGACAAGGGAUAUACAUUUAUAGCAGAUGCCAUUUGUAGGCCACUAUGAAUUCAUUUAUUAACGUUACUUUUUUUGUUACGCUUACUUUUUUUGCAUUAAUGAAGCUUUCACUCUCUAACCUUGCAGUUUCAAUUUUGCCUAAGCUGCCAUUGUUUUAUUCUGUCUGUCCACAUUCUUCCUUAUUAACUCUCACAGUCCUCCUACAGUAGAAUAACCCCAUUUUAAGAAGCCAGCAAGAAUGGUGGUGCCAUUUUGGGGUGACCAUAUGGUUAUCAAAUACUCCAGCAUAAUGCAGUUCACAAUACGAAAGCAAAGUCUGAUUGGUUGCUAUCAGUCACCAUACUAGUGCAAAGAUGGAACUUUCCCAUGUGGUGUAGACAAAUAGACUAAUCCCAAAGUACAAUAGAGAGAGUAAAGGGGAUUACUUAAACAGAGUGUAGCAUUUACAGGGUUCUCUGCCCAAAAACUGUUUUUGUAUAAUGCACGAAAAUGUAAUUUUAUUCAACUUUUCAAUAUAAUUUAAAUGCAAAUUGUUAAAUUCAUUUGCUAUUCAUUUGCUAUUAAAAGCAUCAUCUAUUUGACUGUU
This is a messenger RNA of Xenopus tropicalis (tropical clawed frog), 1452 nucleotides long. RefSeq names its product provisional ortholog of granzyme A. Lineage: Eukaryota; Metazoa; Chordata; Amphibia; Anura; Pipidae. The record is from RefSeq and is a predicted model, not a curated record. Gene Ontology annotation, molecular function: serine-type endopeptidase activity. Gene Ontology annotation, biological process: proteolysis. The transcript is spliced from 5 exons. Bases 64 to 819 code for a protein of 251 amino acids.